Messenger RNA from Dovyalis caffra, 939 nucleotides. The record is from the annotation of a GenBank genome assembly. Lineage: Eukaryota; Viridiplantae; Streptophyta; Magnoliopsida; Malpighiales; Salicaceae.
AUGGAAUCUCGAUAUUUUGUGGCGCUUUUUCUAGGAUUUAUGCUUCUUAAUUUCCCUCGUUUUUCCUAUUCUUCCAUUCGAUUGCUUCCUGACAAGAAAAUAUUACAUAAGAAAGGUGUGUUUGAUCCAACUCGGGUCACGCAACUCUCUUGGCAUCCCAGGGCUUUCGUCUACAAGGGAUUUUUAUCAAACGAGGAGUGUGAUCAUCUUAUUAAUCUGGCUAGAGAUAAGCUUGAGAAAUCAAUGGUGGCUGAUAAUGAAUCUGGGAAGAGUAUAGAGAGCGAAGUGAGAACCAGCUCUGGCAUGUUUAUUGGUAAAGCUCAGGUUUUGCUUGAGGAUGAAAUUGUUGCUGAUAUUGAGGCCAGAAUUGCUGCCUGGACUUUUCUUCCUGAAGAAAAUGGGGAGUCCAUUCAAAUACUACACUAUGAGCAUGGCCAGAAGUAUGAACCACACUAUGAUUAUUUUCAUGACAAGGCUAAUCAAGAGCUGGGUGGUCACCGGGUUGCCACUGUGUUGAUGUAUUUGUCGAAUGUUGGAAGGGGUGGAGAAACAGUGUUUCCGAACUCAGAGGGAAAAACAUCUCAACCAAAGGAUGAUAGCUGGACUGAUUGUGCUAAAAAUGGCUAUGCAGUGAAACCCCAGAAGGGUGAUGCGUUGAUGUUCUUCAGUCUUCAUCCUGAUGCAACUACUGACCCAAACAGCUUGCAUGGGAGUUGUCCAGUUAUUGAGGGUGAGAAAUGGUCUGCAACCAAGUGGAUCCAUGUCAGAUCCUUUGAGAAAUCACUGAAGCAAUCAGCAAGUGGGGAUUGUGUUGAUGAGAAUGAGAACUGCCCUCUGUGGGCAAAGGCGGGUGAGUGUGAAAAGAAUCCUGUUUAUAUGGUGGGUUCUGAGGCAUCUUAUGGUUAUUGUAGGAAGAGCUGUAAGGUGUGCUCAGCCUAG